Antechinus flavipes (yellow-footed antechinus) is the source of this 732-nucleotide messenger RNA. It is a transcript of the gene NINJ2, whose product is annotated as ninjurin 2. The record is from RefSeq and is a predicted model, not a curated record. Gene Ontology annotation, biological process: cell adhesion; tissue regeneration. The transcript has 4 exons. NCBI's taxonomy places the organism in Eukaryota, Metazoa, Chordata, Mammalia, Dasyuromorphia, Dasyuridae. The coding region runs from base 128 to 553 and encodes 141 amino acids. Gene Ontology annotation, cellular component: membrane.
CUGUCUUGCCAGCUGUACGCCCUCCUACCUAAGAAAAGACUCAAAGAGUCCCAGAGACGGCAAAGUCCGUAGUUGCCCACGCAGUCUGCUGCAGGCAACCAGUGAGGAAAGAACUGAGCACAGCAGGAUGGAAUCAGAAGGAGAAAUUGUUGACCUCCAACCCAGGAAUCCCAGCCCCAGGAGGGACCUGCCCAUCAAUUUUAACCAUUAUGCCACAAAGAAGAGUGUUUCGGAGAGCAUGCUGGAUGUGGCUCUCUUUAUGUCCAACGCUACUCGACUGAAGGCUGUUCUAGAACAGGAACCACCUUCUCCCUACUACAUAAUCCUGGUCACCCUCCUCAGCAUCUCUCUGCUCUUACAGGUGGUCAUUGGGAUCCUCCUCAUCAUAACUGCACGGAUGAAUUUAAAUGAGGUGUCAAAGCAACAGCGGCUGAACCAGCUCAACAACACAACCAUGGUCAUGGUCUUCAUAACUGUCAUCAUCAACAUUUUCAUCACAGCCUUUGGAGUGCAGAAAAUGGGGCAACCCUGGCCUACACCCAGGCCCUACUGAACCCAGCCUGGGGCCCAGGUGAAGGCCCUGGAACUCCUUCUGCUUUCCUUCCCUUUGACUUCUGCCAACCCUGAAGACCUCUACCCACCUCCACCCAGCUCAAUAAGCCUUCCCCAAAGUACCUGGGAAGGACCCACAUGGUUGUGUUGGUCCCCAAUAUAAACGCAAAUGCUCAAGUA